UUGAUAUUGGUACUGAUUCUAUAGUAAACUGUUCAGCUCUGCUUUCUGAUGUUUUGUAUAAAUACGACGGUUUAACGUAUAGCGUAUUUAACAGGUAUUCUUUUUUCUAUACCGCUAUUAAAAGCACGACGACUCUCUUGCCACGCUGCCAGUGAAAGAAAAAGGCGCUGUGACUUUAACUGCAGCUGGUCUGACAAUUUUUUCGGUGCUCUGGAAUGUGUAAUGCUCAGUCGUGCUCUCAAACUUGGGCUGAAACGAAGUGCGGGUCGUUGUCUUUAACUUUUUUAAACGUGGAAAACAUCAUAAUAAAAACAAAGUAACAAGAGAAAUACAAAUACCUAGACUAACGUAACGAUGUUGGACAAUGAAGCAUUUGGGUCUUUCGUCUUUUACAGCACUCUUCUGAUAAUCAAAAUGUACAUUGUGGCUAUUAUCACGGGGCAAGUGAGACUUCGAAAAAAGGCUUUCGCUAAUCCGGAGGAUGCAAUGAGGCACGGUGGCAUAACGUUCGCUAGAGAAGAUCCUGAUGUGGAGAGAUGCAGAAGGGCCCACCACAACGACAUGGAGAACAUAUUCCCCUUCCUGUUCCUGGGUGCGGUUUAUUCCAUGACUGAGCCAACCCUGCUGAUAGCCCGGACCCACUUCCUGGUGUUCUUCCUGGGCAGGGUGGUCCACACUGUCGCCUACCUGCUGGCCCUGAAGGCACCAACCCGCUCCCUGGCUUACAUCAUAGCCCAGGUGCCCUGCUUCUCCAUGGCUGUGCAGGUCCUUAUUGCCGUGGCAUCUUACCGGUGAACAAACAUCUAAACACUGUUCUAAAUCCCAGCAAUCGCUAGUACCAGUUGUUGGCAGGAGCUGUUGAGAUGAUAAUGCCAGUGAUACUGGCACAUCUCUAAAUGGUUGACUUGACCAGCAUUUUCAACAGAGAAUAAUGAGGAACAUUGUAAACCAGAACCUGCUUAUCAAGAGCUUAUACUGGAGGCCAAGUAAAAACAACCCUACGCUGACUCCCAGGAUAAUGUGUUGAAUUUAUAUUUACAUGAAGGCUAUCAUUUUUCAUUUACAAAUUGUAUACUAAUAAUAUAGUUGCAUCACAGUAUUAUUAUUAUUAUUAUUAUUAUUAUUAUUAUUAUUAUUAUUAUUAUAUAUUUGUCACCAGUACCAAUACUUCUUGGG
Acipenser ruthenus (sterlet) is the source of this 1176-nucleotide messenger RNA. Its product is annotated as prostaglandin E synthase-like. The record is from RefSeq and is a predicted model, not a curated record. Gene Ontology annotation, cellular component: membrane. Gene Ontology annotation, biological process: prostaglandin biosynthetic process. The transcript is spliced from 3 exons. Gene Ontology annotation, molecular function: prostaglandin-E synthase activity. The coding region runs from base 355 to 795 and encodes 146 amino acids. NCBI's taxonomy places the organism in Eukaryota, Metazoa, Chordata, Actinopteri, Acipenseriformes, Acipenseridae.